UUUUGCUUGAUUAUUUUUAGAUAUGUAACAUUUUUUAUCAAUUUGGGAAAUAUUGCAGUACUACGAAUAUUUCGUGUAUUAAUAACUAUUGCAGUUGUACCUGGUUUAAAAACAAUUGUUGGUGCUUUAAUACAAUCUUUAAUUUCCCUACGAGAUGCGUUAAUUUUAUCAAGUUUUAUUCUUUCUAUAUUUGCUUUGAUUGGAUUACAACUUUAUAUGGGUGUUCUUCGACAAAAAUGUGUACCAACUUAUGAAUCUUUUUUAAAUAAUUCCAAUCUCUACAAUAUUGGAUUUAAUAUGACAUAUGAAGUCUAUUUAAAAGAAAUUGAUAAUGAAAAAAAAUUUCCAAGUCUAGAUAUGAUUAGUUGA
This is a messenger RNA of Rotaria sordida, 369 nucleotides long. NCBI's taxonomy places the organism in Eukaryota, Metazoa, Rotifera, Eurotatoria, Philodinida, Philodinidae. The record is from the annotation of a GenBank genome assembly.